Messenger RNA from Carcharodon carcharias (great white shark), 191 nucleotides. RefSeq names its product 60S ribosomal protein L39-like. Gene Ontology annotation, biological process: translation. Gene Ontology annotation, cellular component: ribosome; cytosolic large ribosomal subunit. The record is from RefSeq and is a predicted model, not a curated record. Bases 36 to 191 code for a protein of 51 amino acids. NCBI's taxonomy places the organism in Eukaryota, Metazoa, Chordata, Chondrichthyes, Lamniformes, Lamnidae. The transcript has a single exon. Gene Ontology annotation, molecular function: structural constituent of ribosome.
CUCAAUGAGCCUUCUGUACGAGUGGAGGUUCAGCCAUGCCAUCCCACAAAACCUUCAGGAUCAAGCGAUUCUUUGCCAAGAAGAUGAAGCAAAACCGACCAAUUCCGCAGUGGAUCCGCAUGAAAACUGGCAACAAGAUUAGGUACAACUCCAAGGGGAGACACUGGAGAAGGACCAAGCUAGGUCUGUAA